This is a messenger RNA of Camellia sinensis, 1227 nucleotides long. NCBI's taxonomy places the organism in Eukaryota, Viridiplantae, Streptophyta, Magnoliopsida, Ericales, Theaceae. The record is from RefSeq and is a predicted model, not a curated record.
AUGUUAGCAAACUUUAGGUUUGGCUCCAAAUGGAUUUCCUGGAUUAAGGAAUGUGUCUCUACUGCAAGAAUUUCAAUACUUGUUAAUGGUUCACCAACCAAGGAGUUUAACCCUCAGAAAGGCCUUAGGCAAGGAGAUCCCUUAUCCCCAUUCCUCUUUAACUUGGUUGUAGAAGCACUAAACAUUUUUCUUCAGAGAGCUAGGGAGUUGAGUCUGCUAAAAGGGGUAAUUAUUGGGAACAAUCAAGUUCAACUCUCCCAUCUUCCAUUUGCAGAUGACUCUUUUCUAUUCUGUGAAGCUGAACUAUCAGAAGUUCUUAGUCUGAAAAGGAUCCUUAGGUGUUUUGAAGUAGCAUCAAGGCUCAAAAUCAACUACCAUAAGAGUAUGGUUUGUGGGGUUGGUUUCUCUGACUCUGCUCUUGAGGAGUUUGUAUCCCUACGGAAUUGCAAGACUCUAAGUUUACCACUUAAGUACCUAGGAUUGCCUCUGGGUGCUAAUCCAAGGAGAAAGAGGAUGUGGAAGCCAGUUAUAGAGAAAUUUAAAUUGAGGCUUGCUGGUUGGAAAAUGAGGUUACCUGAAGGAAUAGCUAAGGAAAUAGACAAAAUUCAAGCUUCAUUCUUAUGGGGUGGCUCAGAUCUAAAGAGGAAAAUCCAUCUUGUGAAAUGUGGUGGUGGAGGUUUGCUUCUGACCAUGAUUCCUUAUAAAAUAGGGUCAUAUAGAGUAAAUACAAUUUUCAAGGAAGGAAUCAAGUUUUGGUAUGAUCACUGGUGUGGAGCUUUUUGCCUCAAAGAUGCGUUCCUUAGGCUAUUUCAAUUGUCCAAUGAUAAGGAGGGAUCACUUAAAGAUUUUGUGGCUGUCUCAGUUGACAAUUGGUUUCUCACCUUUAGGAGGCCUCUCUUUGAAUGGGAAAAUGAGGAGCUUCUCAAACUUCUUGGCACCUUAGCAGCAGCACUUUCUCUGAAUCUGGAUGUACAAGACAAUGCAGUUUGGUUAGCAUCAAAACCUGGACAGUCCCUUGUAUCCACUUUAUACAACCACACUAAUCUUGGCUUUGGAAACACUGCUGCUACAGUGGUUGGGGUCUCUUUGGGUGGUUCUUGGUUCUGUCGAGGGUCUGCUGCAAUGGUGGACAGGUUGUCUUUAGCUUUUAGCUGUUGUGUUAGUGUAGUUGUUCUAUCCUCUUUGGAUAUCUUUGAUUGGUUCCUCUCCAAUCCAAUUUUGGGUUGA